Messenger RNA from Sebastes umbrosus (honeycomb rockfish), 4043 nucleotides. RefSeq names its product regulator of nonsense transcripts 1-like. Gene Ontology annotation, molecular function: ATP binding; hydrolase activity; DNA binding. Bases 140 to 3499 code for a protein of 1119 amino acids. The record is from RefSeq and is a predicted model, not a curated record. Gene Ontology annotation, biological process: nuclear-transcribed mRNA catabolic process, nonsense-mediated decay. The transcript is spliced from 24 exons. Lineage: Eukaryota; Metazoa; Chordata; Actinopteri; Perciformes; Sebastidae. Gene Ontology annotation, cellular component: cytoplasm.
AUCUCUCCCACCACUGUUUGUAUAUUAUCUCAUCAGUAUCCUGGUGUCUCGGUUAUUCUCCUGCAACAGCAACAGUUGGUGGAUUAUUAUUAUUCGUCUGAACCGGUGAAUAACUCCCGUUAAUAAGACGGUAAACAACAUGAGUGUGGAGGCGUACGGGCCGAGCUCUCAGACUCUAACGUUCCUGGACACGGAGGAAGCGGAGCUGCUGGGAGGAGGAGCGGACACUCAGGGAUCCGAGUACGACUUCACCGACUUCACCCUGCCGAGCCAGACCCAGACACAGACCCAGACCCAAGGCCACACCCAGAGCCAGCUAGACCACCAGGUCAAUGGCCCUGACGGCUUGCUACAGAAUGGAGAUGACCCUGUGGUAAAAGCCAGUCAGCUGCUUGCAGAGUUGAACUUUGAGGAGGAUGAGGAGGAUACCUACUACACCAAGGAUCUUCCUCUACAUGCCUGCAGUUACUGUGGUAUUCACGAUCCAGCCUGUGUCGUCUACUGCAAUACCAGCAAGAAGUGGUUUUGCAAUGGCCGUGGAAACACAUCCGGCAGCCACAUUGUAAACCACCUGGUGAGAGCAAAGUCCAAGGAGGUGACCCUGCAUAAAGACGGCCCUCUGGGGGAAACAGUACUGGAGUGUUAUAACUGUGGCUGUCGCAACGUCUUCCUUCUGGGCUUCAUCCCCGCCAAAGCCGACUCAGUAGUGGUGUUACUGUGCAGGCAGCCAUGUGCCAGUCAGAGCAGCCUGAAGGACAUCAACUGGGACAGCUCACAGUGGCAGCCUCUCAUCCAGGAUCGCUGCUUCCUGUCCUGGCUGGUGAAAAUCCCGUCAGAGCAGGAGCAGCUCAGGGCUCGUCAGAUCACCGCCCAGCAGAUCAACAAGCUGGAGGAGCUCUGGAAGGAAAAUCCCACUGCGACCUUGGAGGACUUGGAGAAGCCUGGUGUGGACGAGGAGCCCCAACAUGUGCUGCUCCGCUAUGAGGACGCCUACCAGUACCAGAACAUCUUUGGUCCUCUUGUGAAGCUGGAGGCUGACUAUGACAAGAAACUCAAAGAGUCUCAGACUCAAGACAACAUUACAGUCAGAUGGGACUUGGGUCUAAAUAAAAAGAGGAUUGCUUAUUUCACUCUUCCCAAGACAGACUCGGAUAUGCGACUGAUGCAGGGAGAUGAAAUUUGCCUGAGGUACAAAGGAGACCUGGCCCCUCCCUGGAAAGGCAUUGGACAUGUCAUCAAAGUCCCUGAUAACUAUGGUGAUGAAAUUGCCAUAGAGCUAAGGAGCAGUGCCGGGGCUCCAGUGGAGAUCCCACACAACUUUCAGGUGGACUUUGUGUGGAAGUCCACUUCCUUUGACAGGAUGCAGAGCGCCCUGAAGACGUUUGCUGUGGAUGAGACUUCAGUGUCUGGUUACAUCUACCACAAGCUGCUGGGACACGAGGUAGAGGACGUGGUCAUCAAGUGCCAGCUGCCCAAACGCUUCACCGCUCAAGGCCUGCCUGACCUCAACCACUCACAGGUGUAUGCUGUGAAGACAGUGCUGCAGCGUCCUCUCAGUCUGAUCCAGGGUCCUCCUGGAACAGGGAAGACGGUAACCUCUGCCACCAUCGUCUACCACCUGGCCAGACAGGGCAACGGGCCGGUGCUGGUGUGUGCUCCCAGUAACAUUGCUGUCGACCAGCUGACAGAGAAGAUCCACCAGACAGGUCUCAAGGUUGUGAGGCUGUGUGCCAAGAGCAGGGAGGCCAUCGACUCGCCUGUGUCCUUCCUGGCUCUGCACAACCAGACCCGUAACAUGGACAGUAUGCCAGAACUUCAGAAGCUCCAGCAGCUGAAGGACGAGACUGGAGAGCUGUCCUCCUCAGACGAGAAGCGCUACAGAGCUCUGAGACGCACCGCUGAAAGGGAGCUGCUUAUGAAUGCCGAUGUGAUCUGCUCUACCUGUGUUGGGGCGGGGGAUCCUCGUCUGGCCAAGAUGCAGUUCCGCUCAAUCCUGAUUGAUGAGAGCACCCAGGCCACCGAACCAGAGUGCAUGGUGCCUGUCGUCCUGGGGGCCAAACAGUUGAUUCUGGUGGGUGAUCACUGCCAGCUGGGCCCUGUGGUGAUGUGUAAGAAGGCAGCUAAAGCAGGUCUGUCCCAGUCUCUGUUUGAGCGUCUGGUGGUUUUGGGGAUCCGGCCAAUCCGUCUGCAGGUCCAAUACCGCAUGCACCCGGCCCUCAGCGCCUUCCCCUCCAACAUCUUCUAUGAGGGCUCGCUGCAGAACGGAGUCACUGCUGCGGACCGUGUGAGGAAAGGCUUUGACUUCCAGUGGCCGCAGCCUGACAAGCCAAUGUACUUUUAUGUCACCCAAGGCCAAGAGGAAAUAGCCAGCUCUGGAACAUCCUAUCUCAACAGGACUGAGGCAGCCAAUGUGGAGAAAAUAACCACAAGGUUGCUGAAGGCCGGAGCAAAACCCAAUCAGAUUGGCAUCAUUACCCCCUACGAGGGACAGCGGUCCUACCUGGUCCAGUACAUGCAGUUCAGUGGCUCCCUCCAUACCAAACUCUACCAGGAGGUGGAAAUAGCCAGUGUGGAUGCCUUUCAAGGCAGAGAGAAGGACUUCAUCAUCCUGUCCUGUGUGAGGGCCAAUGAGCACCAGGGCAUCGGCUUCCUCAAUGAUCCCAGACGUCUCAAUGUGGCGCUCACUAGGGCCAGGUAUGGUGUGAUUAUUGUGGGAAACCCCAAGGCCCUGUCCAAGCAGCCUCUGUGGAACCACCUGUUGAACUACUACAAGGAGCAGAAGGUCCUGGUCGAAGGGCCCCUUAACAACCUGAGGGAGAGCCUCAUGCAAUUCAGCAAGCCCCGCAAGCUUGUCAACACCAUCAACCCUGGGGGUCGAUUCAUGAGCACAGCCAUGUAUGAUGCCAGGGAGGCCCUCAUUCCUGGAUCUGUUUAUGAUCGCAGCAGCAACGGACGUUCGUCCAACAUGUAUUUCCAGACCCAUGACCAGAUCGGUAUGAUCGGCACAGGCCCCGGUCCCAUGACUUCCCUGAACAUCCCCAUCCCCUUCAACCUUGUGAUGCCCCCCAUACCUCCACCCGGGUACAUGGGACAGCUCAAUGGACCCUCAGCAGGUCGCGGUGGAGGUAUGAAAGGCAAGGCAGGCGGUGGAGGAGGCGGCGGGACUCGAGGUGGGCGCCAAAGAAAUCGCGGCAACAUGGGGAACCACAGCGGAGGGAAUGGAGGAGGAGACCGGCAUGGAGGCCACAUGAGCGGCAGCCAGGCCAGCCAGGACCUGGGCUCCCAGCCCUUCUCUCAGGGGCCUCUGACGCAGGGCUACAUCAACAUGAGCCAGCCGUCCCAGAUGAGCCAGCCUGGCCUUUCCCAGCCUGAACUCUCACAGGACAGUUACCUAGGAGACGAAUUCAAGUCCCAGAUUGAUGUGGCUUUGUCCCAGGACUCCACCUACCAGGGGGAGCGGGCCUACCAACACGGAGUGACUGGACUGUCCCAGUACUAGACUGUUGCUGGAAAGGAGCUAGGCCUGUGUGAAGCUUAGUUCAAUGGUAUUUUAAUCUGGGUAAUAACAAAAAAGAACAAACAUGGAUACCCGUUUUCCACUGCUACAACCGAAGCACCACUGUGUGAAAGUAACAGGAGAGAGACCGUGAGAAACCAACCAAUCACAAGAGUGAGAGCAAAACUGGGAGUAGAGCUGGACAGGAAGAGAGCAAGAGACGAGGAGAGAAGGCACUGCUGCUCACACGCGAGGACAUGGCGAAGGAGAAAAGCUGUCGUUGUCGGAGCAGCGCAGUCGGAGAGGCGAGACCUUCGAUGGGUCAAGGAGGGUGGAAGGUCCGAACGAUUCUGGAGUGGGGGAUGGGGGGCGACUGUGUCAUCUUGUCCCUCGCGUGCCCCUGAACCCUCUGGGAUCUCCAGGCGGUAUGGUUGGGAAAUCUUGCUCCAAAAGCUGAGAAAGAUGGAGAAAAAGUUGUCUCACACAAAUGUCCUCCAAGCUAACUCAACAGGACGUCUUCUGUGACUUGGAGAGAGAGAGAGAGAGA